This is a messenger RNA of Hippoglossus stenolepis (Pacific halibut), 2311 nucleotides long. Its product is annotated as nuclear factor 7, ovary-like. The transcript has 10 exons. Bases 1 to 1737 code for a protein of 578 amino acids. The record is from RefSeq and is a predicted model, not a curated record. Lineage: Eukaryota; Metazoa; Chordata; Actinopteri; Pleuronectiformes; Pleuronectidae. Gene Ontology annotation, molecular function: protein binding; zinc ion binding.
AUGAUGAGGAUAAUCCGACGCAUCAACAUGUCAACCCUAACAGUCAGGAACGUGACUUCUGUCGAGUUCGAGGAGCAGUUCAAGUGCUGCAUCUGUCUGAACAUCUACACCGAUCCCGUCUCCACCCCGUGUGGACACAACUUCUGCCUCGACUGCAUCGAAGGCUACUGGGAUUCGAGGGGCAAGUCCGACUGUCCGCUGUGCAAACAGACGUACAGAAAACGUCCAGAGCUCAGGAUCAACCGAGAAUUUGCAGAAAUCAUUGAUUUCAUUAAAAGGUCUUUGUUGCUCAGAGCAGCAGAAGAGGAGGGUUUCGAGUCUCUAGUGGAACCAAACCAACGCUGGGACAAAGUUCCCUGUGACAUCUGCCACAGGAACAAGUCCCCGUCAGUCAGUUCGUGUCUCGUCUGCCAGGCGUCGUACUGUGAGCUUCACCUCACGCCUCACCUGAGGGUGCCGGCGCUGCAGAGACACCGGCUGACGGAUCCGGCCACCUUCACCAGCAGCCACCUCUGCAGGAACCACAACCAGCCACUGACGAUGUUCUGCAAGAAAGACCAGAUGCCGGUGUGUGUGAAAUGCACGGCAGGGAGCCAUAAACACCACGAGGUCGUCCCCAUGGAGAAGGAAAGCAAGAGGGUCAAGUCUCAUCUCAGGGCUACAAAGGGCAAAGUUCAGCAGAUGAUCCAGGACAGGCUUGGAAAAAUGGAGGAGAUCUUAAGUUCAAUCGAAAUUAGCAAAAAAAUCACAGAGAAAGAGAUUCAGAGCAGUGCUCGGGUCUGCGCCCUGCUGAUAAGCGCCAUCCGGAAACAGGAGGGCGCGCUGGUGCAGGAGCUGAAGGGGAGGCAGGGCGAGGCCGAGAGGACGGCCAAGCAGACGCUUCACGAGCUGGAGCAGGAAAUCAAUGAGCUGCAGACGAGGGGCAGCGAGCUGCAGCACCUGGAGCUCACUCAGAACCCUCUUCACCUCCUGCAGGGUUUCCCGUCUCUCAGCAGCCUCCCGUCCACUAGAGAGUGGUCCGAGGUCGUGGUCCACCCUGACAACUGCCUGGGGACGGUGAGGAGAGCCGUCUCCGCUCUGGUGGAUGUUUGUCAGGAACUCGCCGACCAACUCUCAGCAGAAGAGACAGACAAGAUGAAUCAAUAUGCAGUGGAUGUGACUCUGGAUCCUGAGACUGCGUCCGCCUGGCUGGUCCUGUCGCCAGAUGGAAAGAAGGUGAGCCUGAGCAGCCAGAAAAAGACGUCGCUACCAAACAACCCUGAGCGGUUUGACACCUGCGUCUGUGUUCUGGGGAAACAGAGCUUCACGCAUGGAAGAAGCUACUGGGAAGUUCAGGUUGGAGAUAAAACCGACUGGGACCUCGGCGUGGCCAGAGAGUCCAUCAACAGGAAGGGGGCCAUCACGGUGCGUCCCGACAGCGGCUACUGGGCGAUCUGCCGGCGAAAGGGGGGCAGCCUGAGCGCCUGCACCGCCCCCUCCAUCACCCUCCAACCCCAGGAAACCCCGCAGAAAGUGGGCAUAUUCCUGGACUACGAGGGGGGGUCGGUGUCCUUCUACAACGCGGAGACAAAGACUCACAUCUACACGUACAGCGGCUGUUCUUUCGACGAGCCGCUGCACCCCUACUUCAAUCCCUGUGUUCAAGACGACGGGAAAAACACGACUCCGCUGGUCGUCUGUCCUCUGGAGAGAAGCACCAGGGUGGGACUGGAAAUAAUCAUCGAGACAGAUUUAUAAUUUGUGAUGCGAAGGAAUGAUGCUAACCAAUGAGAAAACGUUCUUAUGGAGCAACUUUAUUAACCUAUUGUGGUUUAGAUUUUGUAUAGAUUUAUUGUACUGUAGUAGUAUCUGCGUGACACUGACCUGCAACAGGCCAAGUUAUCUCCGUUUAAACCAGAAAUGCACCAGAGAUAAGAAUAAUGUAAAUAACGUCACUGUAAAACAGACCUGAUAGGCCACGCCCACUUCACCACUUCAAUAUUGCACCACGGACAUUUUAGUUGUAGCUAGCUAGUUCAUACAGCUAGCUAUAUGUAGCUAGAAUUGCUAAGCCCCGCCCCUUGCGGAAAUAUUUUUUGCGAUAGCGGCCAUGUUGCUUUCUCAACAAUCCAAACCCCAAAGUUUCUACUUGUUGUCCUGUUUACAACAACACUUUGAUCCCCUGCUGUCACGUUGACCUCUGACGAAAAAGAGUUGAUGCCCAACUUGUGUAUAUAAAUGUAAAGAAUAUAUUUUUUAUAUGUUUGUCAUUGUUUGAAAUCCACAUCCUAAAUGGGUGACGUAUAAAACUGAAGAUAAAAGAUUGUGUUUU